CUAGUGAUAAGACAGGUGUUACACCACUGUGUCUCGCUAUUGAAAGUGGACGUGUAAGUGAUGUUCAGAUGCUUUUGGACAGAGGUGCUAACGUUAAUGCUGAAACUUUGAGUGAUAAUUCUCCGCUUUGCGAUGCGAUUAUAUAUGAUGAAAUAGAAAUUGCUGAAUUACUUUUAGAUCAUGGAGCUAACGUUAAUGCUAGAGAUAAGAUAGGUGAUACACCACUGCGUUUUGCUGUUGACUAUGGACAUGUAAGUGGUGUUCAGAUGCUUUUGGACAGAGGGGCUGACGUUAAUGCUGAAACUCGGUUUGGCACUACUCUGCUCCGCGAUGCGAUCAAUUAUGGGGAAAUGGAAAUUGCUGAUUUACUUUUAAAUCAUGAACCUUUCCUUAACGGCAGUGAUAAGUCAGGCACGAUUUGUUGUGACAGACGUGCUAACGUUAUUGCUAAAACUCGAUAUAGCACAACUUUGCUUCCUAAUGCUAUUGAAAAUAGGGAAGUGAAAAUUCCUGAAUUACUUUUAAAUCAUGGAGCUAACGUUAACGCCAACGAUAUUACAUUACUGUGGUUUGCUAUUCACAGAGGACAUGUAAAUGGUGUUAAAAUUCUUUUGGACAGAGGUGCUAACGUUAAUGCUGAAACUCUGGAUGACACAUCUCCGCUUCACGAUGCGAUUAAAUAUGAGAAAAUAGAAAUUGCUGAAUUACUUUUAAAUCGUGGAGCUAACGUUAAUGCCAGUGAUAAGUCAGGUGUUACACCACUAUGUCUUGCUGCUAAAAAAGGACAUGAACAAUUUGUUAAGAUGUUUCUUGACAGAGGUGCUAGCGUUAAUGCUGAAACUUGGGAUGGGACAACUCCGCUUCACGAUGCGAUUGAAAAUAAGAAAAUAGAAAUUGCUGAAUUACUUUUAAAUCAUGGAGCUAAUGUUAAUGCCAGUGAUAAGAUAGAUGUUACACCACUACGUCUUGCUGCUACAAACGGACAUGAACAAUUUGUUAAGAUGUUUCUUGACAGAGGUGCUAACGUUAAUGCUAAAACUUGGAAUGGAACAACUCCGCUUCACGAUGCGAUUCAAAAUAAGGAAAUGAAAAUUGCUGAAUUACUUUUAAAUCAUGGAGCUAACGUUAAUGCUAGUGAUAUGACAGGUGAUACACCACUGUGUCUCACUGUUAAACUUGGACAUGUAGAUGAUGUUAAGAUGCUGAUGGAAAGAGGUGAUACACCACUGCGUCUUGCUGUUCAUAAUGGACAUGUAGAUGAUGUUAAGAUGCUGUUGGAAAGAGGUGCUAACGUUAAUGCUGAAACUCGGGAUGGCACAACUCCGCUUCAUGAUGCGAUUAAAUUGGAGUAUAUAAAAAUUGCCGAAUUAUUAUUAAAUCAUGGAGCUAACGUGAAUGCUAGUGAUGAGUCAGGUUUUACUCCAUUGCGUUACGCUGUUGAAUGUGGACAUGUAGAUGGUGUUAAGAUUCUCAUGGACAGAGGUGCUAACGUAUUUCACUACUGUGUCUUGCUGUUCAAAAACGACAUGUAA
Molecule: messenger RNA, 1532 nt
Organism: Pseudomyrmex gracilis
Lineage: Eukaryota; Metazoa; Arthropoda; Insecta; Hymenoptera; Formicidae
Product: ankyrin-3-like
Exons: 11
Coding region: 69-1532 (487 amino acids)
Molecular function (GO): protein binding
Source: RefSeq, a predicted model, not a curated record